CCUUCUUUCCAGCACAUUAUGUUUAAUGAUAUUAUAUUUAUAAGUGGCCGACUAUCAUAAUUGGAACACUAUUUCCAGCACCUUCCUUCUCUUCCUUCAUUAUUUUAUAACCCCACUUUAGUUCCUUAAGUUUCUUCUUCUCUGCCUUCUUCUUCACGGUGGCACAGUGAAAGUCAGAGCAACGAGAGAGUGAGACUAAGAGGGAAACUUGAAAGAACAAAGAGACUCGAGAGAGAUGGGAAGAGAGAGAUCCGGGUGGCCCGUGAAGGAGAAACCCGGAGAUACCGUAGCAGACCCGUGACCCAUCGACGCCGACGAGCCGUGAAGACCGAACCUCCAUCUUCGGUGACCGGUCCAGUGCUCGAUUCCCGGCAGCUGGAGACCGUUCUCCGGUGGAUCCCGUCAUGACCGUGAGUCAUCCAGCCCAGCCCAACCCGAUCAACCCGUUCUGGCCGUGACCCAUAGAGCCCAGACCCAGACUCCCAGCCGAACCGUAGCCGGCCCUCCACCGUGACCCAACCCAGACCGUGACAGCCGUGAAACCCGACCCGUACCCGUGUGAUCCGACAGUUUGAAGGCCAGAAUUCCGACGAAAAAUGAUGUGAAUUUCCGGUGGUUUCUCCCUGGAAUUUCGCUAGAUGAUGAAUUGAGAGACUGUACAAAAAGGAUUGUGAGUAUUCCUUACUCACUCAGGCCUAUUAUGCAGGUACGAAAGAUUAGGGCUCAAGAGGUGUUAUAGCUAAGGAUGAAUAAUUUAUAUUUUGUUUGUAGUCUUCUGUGUUUAUAACGUUUUAUGUUGACAAGAUUGCUAAUGAUUUAUAUGUAUUCUUUUGUGUCAUCAUGGACACCUAUUUCCUUGUAUUUGUUAUAAGUAAUUUCUAAGGAAUAUCUAGAGGUAUUUAAUUUAAAGGCUCUAAUGUGUUAUUUAAUCCAAGCCUGUUGGAUAAAUUAUAUUUUCCGCUGCCAAUUUAUACUCUGAUGAUGUAGUAAUGUCACGUGGAAAUCGAAAUUUUCACUUACGCCUUUUUGUAAAAGGCGGGGCGUUACACAGGUGCAUGAUAUGCCAUUAACAUGCAUGAACAAGGAGGUGGGGAUCCGUAUUGGGGAUUCUCUAGGGAAGGUUGCGGAAGUGGAUGUCACGGGUGAUGGCAUAGGAUGGGGGAGAUGUCUUCGAAUUCAAAGUUUUCUAGAUCUUACUAAACCUCUUGAACGAGGCAAGGCCGUGCUUAUUAAUGGGAAAUCGGUGUGGAUUUCUUUUAAGUACGAAAAGCUCCCUCAGUUUUGCUAUUCAUGUGGUCGAAUUUUCCAUGGGGAGAACAAAUGUAGGGGAAAUGGAGGCUUCCGAUUGAAUGGAGAGGCAGUGGUCAAACAGUGGGGUGCAUGGAUGCGAGCCGAUGAUCUUCGAUUUCAGAAGGGGAGAUUUUUGAAGGGGGCUUCGAGCGAAGCACCAACGGUGCCAGAGGAUUCCGGCAACUCGGGGGCGGAUGGUGAAGGCAAUUCAGUUGAUAAGAGUAGUUCACGAACUGGCCGUAUAAUCAAGGAUCACCAAACUACUCCAACAAUCCCGUCAGUUGAGGCUACGAUUGCGGCAACUGUUCACAAUCCUCAACGUGUGCAUCGUGCUGAAGUGGUUGUGAAGGAGUCUCUCUCUCAACUUCCUAUUGAGGGAGGGAUUCUAAGGAAAAAAGAAAACGUGGAAAAUGAGGGCUGUUCGGUGGGGCCCUUAACGCUAUCCACGGAGGAUCUCAUGGAAUGUUAUAUGCAUAAGGAUCAUGGGGGUCUUGUUCAUCAACAAAACAGUUUGGUUGUGCCAGCUGUCUUUGUAGCUGCUUCUCUAAUGCUUGACGAUCAUGCAUGCAAAGGGGACAUGUCAUUAGUGAAAGAUAUACAUGGGGUCCUUUUCUCCCAUGAAAAAUUCCAUCAUGCAGCACAACACCCAAUCCCCAGGGGUGUCCAAGGAACAUGCCAGUGUGCGUCCCUCUCUCACCUAGAAACGGAAGACACGCGGCUCUGUUUUGGGGAUGAUGGUGUCGGCUACUACAGGUAA
This is a messenger RNA of Alnus glutinosa, 2047 nucleotides long. RefSeq lists its product as uncharacterized. The transcript is spliced from 3 exons. The record is from RefSeq and is a predicted model, not a curated record. Bases 1061 to 2047 code for a protein of 328 amino acids. NCBI's taxonomy places the organism in Eukaryota, Viridiplantae, Streptophyta, Magnoliopsida, Fagales, Betulaceae.